UGGAUCUGCAUCUUUUGUUAGGGAGGGAAAAAGAGAUUUAAUAUACUGCCUUAAACUCAAAGAAGAGAGAAGAAGCAUACAAUGACCUCCAAGCACAGGAAAAUAAGGAGCAGAUAAAUAAAGGCAGGUUUCAGAGAGGAAAGGAGAAUGAGAGGAAGGAGAACAGAAGGAUUAGCAGCGACUGACUUAGCUACGUGGCUGAGAGACAGACAGAGAACAAAAUUAUAUUAUUAUAUUCAAACAUCCCUUUUGUUGUCAUCAUCAUCAUCUAGUUUUUAAGGAGCAUUUUUCAAACAAACUAUCCAAAUGUCACUGACUGUGGAUGAAACAGCAGGGGACCUUCCAGUGAGGGAUGUGGGCCUGAGAGGAGGACCCAUGCCUGCCAUGCAAGAACAAGACACAAGGUCCUGGAGGAGAGCACCACAAGUGCUGAAAAUUAAAGAUCGUCAGCAUGUCUUCAAGGUACCAAGGGAACAGCUUGAGGAUCAAUGUCUUCGUCUGCAGGAAGAAAACACACUUCUCAAACAACACACUCGUGUACAAGAGAAGAAACUAUGCAGGCUGUCAACUAAGGUGUUAAGGUUGAGGUACGGGCAUCCAGGCUCAGCUGGGGGACGAGAAGCUGACACAGAAGACACCAUUCAGGAACUGGAAGCUCGUGUGGCCACUCUAGAAAGCCAGAAGGAGGCACUGCAAAGCAAACUUAACGUGGCCAAACAGCAGAUCCUGGGUCUGACUGGACGAUCUCACCACCGACCACGCACUGCGCGGGGCAUAGAGGGAGAUGGAGAGAUCAGACGGGCGGCCCAAACAGCCCCUGCCCGCUAUGCACACUGCUCUCUGGAGGACACCAGAGAAGAGAUUGAGAGAUUACAAGCACUACUCAGCAGAUCUAGUGUUAUAGAAACACAGCAGAUGAGUGUAACAGAGCUUGAGCUGGCUGCUCAGUCCCUCAGAGACACCCUUAAAGGAAAGGAAAGACAAAUAGAGGAUACAAUGAAAGAGCUCCACAAACAGCAAGCUGACGGACACAGAUUCAACAUAAAAGAUAAUGUGGAUGUGAUCAGACUGCAGAAGCAACUUUCUGACAAGAGCACAGCUCUUCUAGUCAUUCAGGAGAAGUUUACUGUUCUGCAAGAGGCUUAUGAGGCCCAGCUGGAGGAGGGUCAAAAGUCACUACGAGAGAACCAAGAAGCCUUGUUGGGAAAGGUGGAGCAGUUGAGUGAAGAACUGAAACUGGAAAAACAGAGAGUGCUGACACUAGAGGCUCAGCUCAGCAGUACCACUCUCUCACUGCAAGGCCUUGCAGAGCUACAAGAGAGAGUCUCAGACCUUGAAGCAGAGAGGAACCUCCUGAAAAAAAGCUAUGAUACUCUUCUAGAGAGCACUCUGUCUGCCCAGAGCCACCAGGAAGAACAUGAGGAUAAAGAAAGAGAGAGGGAGCGACUGAGAGAGGAAAAGUGGAGAGCUGAAGUGCAGAGGCUUGAGAAGAAGCUGGAAGAGGAGCGGAGACAGAGGGAAACACUGGAGCAAGAAAAUGAAAAGAUGAAAAAAGAGUAUGAAAGGAUUGAGGAAGAGAAAGAGCAGGAGAGAUCCUUGACCACUGUCCUCAGAGAAAAACAUGUGUGCAUGGAGCAGGAAAUGCUACAACACAGGCAUGAAGUGACAUCUUUACAAGAGAGAUUGGACAGAGUGACAAAAGAGUUUGAUAUGAGUGUAGAUGACCUAAGUGAAACUCUGAUACAGAUAAAGGCUUUCCGACUGCAGCAGGAGAGUCGAGAGGGGCUGCGUUUUUUGGGGGCAGAUGAGAAGGUGGAGGAUUGCUCUCGAGAGCUGGCUGCUCUGCAGGUCUCACAAGCAGAAACAGUGCUAGAGCUGCAGAAAACUCGAGACCUACUACUUAUGCAACAUCGACUCAGUAACGACCUGCAGGCUGAGUUGAAGAUAGAGGUGGAGAGAGCUGCAAGAGAAAGAGAGGAGAACAGAAAGCGGUUCACUGAAAAAGACAAACUGCUUAAAAGCAGGGCUCUUCAGAUCAACAGCUUACAAGCUCAGCUAAAAGACUUCGCCUAUGGUCCUAGAAACUACAGUCGGAUAAUACCACAGCAGUACACGUGGAUGGGAUUGGAUCAGGAGUUAAUCCAGCCAAUGGAGGAAAACACUAUCUUCUCCCAGCUGCAGGAGGGAGAAUCCCUGCUUGAAAUCCAUCUUUUAGGAGCCAGUUUCAGCCCUGUGGGACUGAGGGUCAUGAAAAAGGACAAAGGAAUGGACUCUGGGGGUCACCAUGAGGUUAUGACAUUUUGCACCUAUUCAUUCCUAGAUUUUGAGAUGCACUCAACCCCACUGGUUUCAGGGACACAGCCAAAUUAUGGCUUUACAUCCUGCUAUGCCCUUGCUGGGCGUGAUGUCACCAAGCUGGGUGGUCAGGGAACAUAUGUUCAUGCUGAAUUACAUCAGGCACUGGGAGGGGUGCAAUUCAUAACCAGGGGCAGAGCAAGGAUUCCCCUGAUGGGAGUGCUACAGAGGAGAGGAGAACAAAUAAAAGGCAGAGCCAAUAUAAGAGGGUCAGAGGGCGACAUAAUAGGGGUCCUGGAAUUCUGGGUGCGCCUGUGUCCAGAAGUGGAGCCAACAGACACUCACAAAGACAAAAUCACAGACAGAAUGACCAACAGAUGGCCCAUACACACAGCUAUGGACUUGAGUCAUGUACAGCCAGAGACUCAGGAAUUAUUUGAUUAUGGUGGAGGGAUACCAAAUGAGCUGAUGGUGGUACUGGAACGCUGUGUGGGUCUCAGCACACAUUGGCCGGGACUUCUUCCUGAUGCUUAUUUAACUUAUUGCCUUUAUGAUCUACCUCCUCACUCCACUCCCAUAGUACCGUGCUGUGCAGACCCUGUGUUUGCAGACUCCACUAUCUAUCCACUUGCAGUCACAGCAGAUCUGAUGGAAUACCUGAAGGUGGGCAGCCUAUGGGUGUAUGUGUUUGAUGAUAGUGAAGGCCAAGCUCCCCAUAACUACCUGGCCAAGACACCCAUUCCACUUGGGACCCUGGCAACUGGCAGACCGAUCAAAGGUGAUUAUGUCCUGAGGGACCCUGCUGGGGGACCUAGAGGUACAGUGAGGGUGCAUCUUCAGUGGAGGUACCCCUUCCAAUCACCAGAAAUUCCUUCUAGACCAAGAAAAAAGGAAAGAACAGAGAGGCUGGAGAAGACUGAAGACAGAACUGAAGUUGGAACUGAAGUUUUACAGAGGCCGAUCGCUAAGCCCAGGUCAAAAGCAGCUCAACAAAAGCUGAGUCCUCGCAAUGAUGAAAGGGACCAGCGACUGCCCCAGCCUCCACCAAUCAAAAUACAUAAACCUGAGAGCUCGCUAUGUGCCCAAACCAUUCACAUGAAGUCACGCAACAAGGGUCUGGUUAAGCCCAGCAGGUCACCUGAUUUUGACCAUACUACAGACAUAUGGUUGCCAGUUUUCUCAAGCAGCCAGCAGAGGAAAUUAGGAAGUGAUACAAGAGUACAAGAUAUAAAAUCAGUAAAACGGGAAGAAGAGGAGGAAGAGGAAGAAGAACAGAUGUCUAAGAGUGGGAGAGCUCCAGAGGACAGUGAGGAAGUCUUGGAGUCUGAGGAAUCAAGUAUCUCAAGUGGUAGUGAUGUUAUUAUAAUCCCUCAAACACCAAAACCCGUUAAAAAGGGGGACAGACUUCGAGUGGAGAUCUUAUCACUUGUGUUUGACCCUUCCUCAAGUGUUGCUUUGAACCAGUCAGUGCAGCAAGUUUAUGUGGAGUACCGGCUCUUUGGUGUUCCUUUGCAGACCACAGAAACUCCCAUGUCUCUGCGGAAACCAACAGAGGGAGAGGAAAUACACUACAACUUUACCAGAGUCAUACAUGUGGACACCAUGGAGGCAGCUCCUCUGAGGCGCUACCUUUACACUAUGCUGGAAGGCACUGACCCCAACCAGGGCAGGUUAAAAUUCACUGUUGUGAGUGAGCCACUGAGUGAGGAAGAUGAGUGUGAAGAUGUUGGCCAAGCCCACCUGGACUUGCAAGAACUUCUGCUGACAGGAAAUGAUGUAAUUGAACGGCAAAUUGACAUUUUCAGUAUGGAUGAUGAGCAGGAGGUAGUGGGGAAGCUGCGAGUGUCUCUAGAAGCUGCUCAGGCUUUAACAGGAAUCUACUGGGAAUACCAAGACCAGAAGCAGAAGAAAGACGCAGAGGCAGUGACAGAGGAUGAAGAGGAGGAGGUGCAGAAAAAAGAAUCAAUAAAGAAAGGCAAAGACAUGCAAGUGAUCGAUUUUGAUGAUGAUGAUUUUUUUUGAAAAAAGCUAUAUGUGUUCAUUUUAAUCUUGAUGUACAGAAAGAUUUCUUUUAAUCUAAAGACUAUUUUGACAGGGAUGAUUUUGGGGUAUUGUGAAAUUGUCACUCUUACGUGGCAUGCCUUUACCAUUGACAUUUGCAAAGUGAAUCACUUUCUGCUUCACACUGAAUUUAAAAUAAAACAAUUAAUUACCUGAAGAAAAAUCUGGUGUCACAGCUUUAUUGCCAUAUUCCACAAGAGUGGAACACUCAGAGCCCACUUUUUAAAGAUACUUUUGUAAUACUAUCCAUUUAGAGCUUUAUAUGUCAGUAGAAGGAUUUUGUGCUCAAUGGGGAAAUUAACUGGCAAACAAUAUAAGGUUGAUAAAACUGGACUGAUGAGCUCAAACCUUCUAGUUCUCUAACUCUAAAUAAAACUUGUUAAGGCUGGAACAUCCUGACAGCAGUACAUUACAGUAAUACCUUAACAUAAUAAAGGUGUAAACUAGUUUUUUUUUUACCUAAUAACACAUUCCAAAUAAGAAAAUAUUGAGUCUUCAUAAAAACUGGUAAAUGGAUUUUAGAAAGAAAUGUCUUCUUAAGAAUAGUUGGUGAAUGAGGCCCACAGAGAAGUAGAAUCUCUGCUUUGUCCAGUUUGAGUAGGAGGACGUUACUUGAUAUGCAGUGUUUUAUGUCUUUCACAUGGCCCUCAAUCUGAUUAAGUUAAAAUUUAUCUUCUGGUUUGGCCAGUAUAUAAAAUGUGUGUCAUCAUCACAGCAGUGGAAAUUCAUUAUCUAGUGGUAGCAUAUAUAAUGUAGUGGGACCUAGUGAUAGCAUAAUGUAAAUAAUAGAGAUCCUAAAAUAGAACCCUGUGGAUCACAUUACUUUAUUUUUGUUAGAACAGAUGAGUUUGUCAGUGACUGACUGUCCUGCACUAUUGGCUAUCUGUGAGGCAGGCCCGGAUUAUCCAAUGGGUUUUAUGGCAGGUGCCCAGGGCCCCAUGCCACUAGGGGACACCUAUGAGACACCAGUAAACAGCUGUUUUGACUCUCUGUGGGAACUUAAUUAACAACACAGCAGGAAAAAGAACACCAUGUCCAAACAGCAAGCGACAUGAACAACAAACAACAAAAGAUGCUUUUGUUAUAAUCAGUGCUGUCUGCACCAGUUGGAGGCAGCAGAAAGCCAUGUGACAAGCUGUGCGGUUCUUGACAGAUGUCCCGUUUCCGACAUUGCAUUGCUCUGCAGUUCAGAGAAACCGCCCACAUAUUCUUCAUUGUUGUCCAACGAACAUCCUUACUGGUUGGAUUUUUGGUCUUCUCCUCACAUUUUCCAAUGUAUUCCCACAGAUUUCAAUUUAAUUAAGCCUGUGUAGUAUCUUGCUUUGUGUUGUUGGAAUCUCUGUUCUUAAUGUAGUUUUACUCCUUCAGCUGAACAUACAAAACAAACACAUCAUAUUAAAAUGAGGUGUAUGACACAUGCACAUG
This is a messenger RNA of Pygocentrus nattereri (red-bellied piranha), 5781 nucleotides long. It is a transcript of the gene rpgrip1, whose product is annotated as RPGR interacting protein 1. Lineage: Eukaryota; Metazoa; Chordata; Actinopteri; Characiformes; Serrasalmidae. Bases 307 to 4317 code for a protein of 1336 amino acids. The record is from RefSeq and is a predicted model, not a curated record. Gene Ontology annotation, cellular component: photoreceptor connecting cilium. Gene Ontology annotation, biological process: retinal rod cell development; non-motile cilium assembly. The transcript is spliced from 29 exons.